Messenger RNA from Danio aesculapii, 2135 nucleotides. It is a transcript of the gene ptgs2b, whose product is annotated as prostaglandin-endoperoxide synthase 2b. The record is from RefSeq and is a predicted model, not a curated record. The transcript is spliced from 10 exons. Gene Ontology annotation, molecular function: peroxidase activity; prostaglandin-endoperoxide synthase activity; oxidoreductase activity, acting on single donors with incorporation of molecular oxygen, incorporation of two atoms of oxygen. NCBI's taxonomy places the organism in Eukaryota, Metazoa, Chordata, Actinopteri, Cypriniformes, Danionidae. Gene Ontology annotation, cellular component: neuron projection; cytoplasm. The coding region runs from base 46 to 1866 and encodes 606 amino acids. Gene Ontology annotation, biological process: response to oxidative stress; cyclooxygenase pathway.
UCUGAACUGGCGAGGUACGACUCGAGACAUUAACACGCCACUGGAAUGAAAAGUUCGGUAUCAUUUAUUUUUUUGCUUCUGGGGUUCGUGGUUUGCACAGGAGCGAACCCUUGUUGCUUCCAUCCCUGUCAGAAUCGAGGUGUCUGUACGGAAAUGGGCUCAGACUCGUAUGAAUGUGACUGUACACGGACUGGAUAUUACGGUCAAAACUGCACAACACCCGAGUUUCUCACAUGGGUGAAAGUCUCUCUGAAGCCUUCUCCUAACACUGUGCAUUACAUUUUAACACACUUCAAAAGCUUGUGGAAUAUUAUCAACAACGUGUCAUUUCUGAGAAACGGCAUAAUGCGAUACGUCCUAACAUCACGUGCCCAUCUGAUUGAUAGUCCUCCUACAUUCAAUGCUGACUAUGGUUACAAAAGCUGGGAAGCCUACUCAAAUCUCUCCUACUAUACUCGCACAUUGCCUCCUGUCCCGCGUGAUUGCCCAACGCCAAUGGGAGUCGCAGGUAAGAAAGAGCUGCCAGAUGUGAAGAUGCUGGCGGAGAAACUGCUUCUCAGGAGGAAGUUCAUCCCAGACCCUCAACGCACUAAUCUUAUGUUCGCUUUCUUCGCCCAACAUUUUACUCACCAAUUCUUCAAAUCUGACAUGAAGAAAGGUCCAGCUUUCACAACAGCCCUGAACCAUGGGGUUGAUUUAGCCCAUAUAUAUGGACAGAACCUUGAUCGGCAACACAAGUUGAGACUUUUCAAGGACGGCAAGCUGAGAUAUCAGAUUCUGGAUGGUGAGGUUUAUCCUCCAACAGUCAGUGAGGUUCAAGUAGAUAUGCACUACCCUCCUCAUGUACCUGAGUCUCGUCGAUUUGCUGUGGGUCACGAGGCCUUUGGGCUGGUUCCCGGACUCAUGAUGUACGCCACCAUCUGGCUGCGUGAACAUAACCGAGUGUGCGACAUACUAAAGCAGGAGCAUCCUGACUGGGAUGACGAGAGGCUGUUUCAGACCUCAAGGCUCAUCCUUAUUGGUGAGACUAUUAAAAUCGUGAUUGAAGAUUACGUCCAACACCUUAGUGGAUACUAUUUUAAGCUCAAGUUUGAUCCCGAACUACUCUUCAAUGAGCGUUUCCAAUACCAGAACAGGAUCUCCUCUGAGUUCAACACCCUUUACCAUUGGCACCCCCUUAUGCCUGAUGAUUUUCACGUCCAGGAUGAAGUCUACAAUUAUCAGCAGUUCCUCUUCAACACUUCUAUCCUGACAGACUAUGGCGUCAACAGCUUGGUUGAGUCCUUCAACAAACAGAUAGCUGGAAGGGUGGCUGGAGGGCGUAAUGUAGCACCAGCAGUGUUAAGGGUGGCCAUUAAGUCGAUUGAAAACAGCAGGCAAAUGCGCUAUCAAUCAAUCAAUGCCUACAGGAAACGCUUCAACAUGAAGCCAUACAAAUCCUUUGAAGAAAUGACAGGAGAAAAAGAAAUGGCUGCUGAACUUGAAGAGAUGUACGGAGAUGUGGAUGCUGUGGAGCUUUAUGCUGGUUUGCUGGUUGAAAAGCCCAGAUCCAACGCCAUCUUUGGGGAAACCAUGGUUGAGAUGGGUGCCCCCUACUCCCUCAAAGGACUUAUGGGAAAUCCCAUCUGUUCCCCAGAGUACUGGAAACCAAGCACCUUUGGUGGGAAAGUGGGCUUUGAGAUUGUGAACAGUGCCUCUCUACAGAACUUAGUUUGCAAUAAUGUCAACGGGCCAUGUCCUAUGGCGUCCUUCUAUGUGCCUAAUGUAAAAGAUUCCUUACCCACCACUAUUAAUGCAAGUACGUCCCAGUCAGAUCGAAACGUCAACCCAACAGUUUUACUAAAAGAAAGGACAUCUGAGCUCUGAUUGGUGUAUUCUGUUGUAAAAGUAUUUGUUAUUUAUUUAUUUAUAGGAUAUUUAUUUAAUUUAUACAUCAUAUUUUUUACAAAUACAAUGUUAUUUUAUAGACUAUUUAUUAAAUAUGUAUUAUAUGUGUUUUCAGCACUGCCAGUUUGUUUAUUUUGUUGUGUUAUGAAUGAUAUACUUGAAUCACAGUCUUUUACCAUGUUUAAAUUAGUUUCAAGUUGUUUGUUUAACUUAGUUACCACAAUGAAUCAUCUCAAGAUCUCAGAAUA